ACACACGGGGGGUCACGAAGACGCUGAACCUCUCUCCCCACCCCCUCAAUUUCCUCGUUCUUUCCUCGCACACUGCUUUUACCCGCUUUCCUUCAUCUUUCUAGGGUUCCAUAAAGCUCUAUUUUCACUAUUAUUUAGUCCCAGAAUUCUCAAUUAAAACUACCAAAUUACCGCAGAAGCAGGUCCUUGUGCUCUCUCUCCUAGGAUCGAUCAAACACCCCGAAAAUGGACUCCGAUGCGUGGACCGCUCGCCUCUCGAAUGCUUCGCGCCGCUACCAUAGUCGAUCGGAUCUGUACCUGGGAGGGGGUCACGAGGAAAUUGACGGGGACGACGAGUCAAGGGCCGAGUUUCUGUGCCCGUUUUGCGCUGAGGAUUACGACGUCGUUGGGCUUUGUUGCCACAUCGAUGAGGAGCAUCCUGUGGAGGCCAAGAAUGGGGUAUGUCCAAUUUGUGCAAAGAGGGUGGGGACAGAUAUCGUUGGCCAUGUUACAAUGCAACACGGGAAUUUUCUAAAGGUGCAGCGCAAGAGGAGAUUCCGUAAAGGUGGUUCUAAUUCUACAUUUUCUAUAUUGAGGAAAGAGUUAAGAGAUGGAAAUUUACAAUCCCUUUUUGGAGGAUCCUCUUGCAUUGUUUCCUCAAAUACAGAGCCCGAUCCUUUGCUGUCAUCAUUUAUAUAUAAUGCUCCUAUAGUUGAUGAAACUCAGAGUGUCCAGCCUCGUUCUUUGGUGGAAGCAAGCUUAAUAAAAGAAAGCUCAAAGGAGGAUUUCUUGGAAAGUCCCAGAUUCUUUGGGUUCACGGUCCCAGAUUCUUUGUUGUUAAUGAAGCGUGCUUCAGUGGUCAGUAGUCGAAAUGUCAAACAGUUGCUGUUAUCAGACAAGGAGCAAGAGGAGAAGACUCGGAAGUGUGAAUUCAUCCAGGGUUUGAUGAUGUCCACUGUUUUUGAUGAUGAUGACUUAUGAGUUAAGUGGGUAUGCAUAGAAGACAUGGCGAUGUUAUAGUAGGACUGGGAGCCAAAGAUUUAAGAUAGAAGAUGCUGAUGCAUAUUAUGUUACAAGUGCUAAUAGUUAGGGCCAGAGGAACUAUGUAUUUUGUUGUAAUUAGAGUUAUGUGCAUAAUGGAAAGAUGGAAGAACUUACUCCUA
This is a messenger RNA of Corylus avellana, 1142 nucleotides long. Its product is annotated as protein DEHYDRATION-INDUCED 19 homolog 4. NCBI's taxonomy places the organism in Eukaryota, Viridiplantae, Streptophyta, Magnoliopsida, Fagales, Betulaceae. The record is from RefSeq and is a predicted model, not a curated record.